CUGCCUGCUGAAGGUGUGUUUGCUCCUGCUCACUGUCCACUCCUCUCCUUCACAGAGGGCACUGCCACCUUCAUUGCCAAGAUCGGAGGGGACCCAAUCCCCAGCGUGAAGUGGAUGAAGGGAAAAUGGAGGCAGAUCACUGCCGGGGGCCGAAUCUCCAUCGAGCACAAGGGCCAGGAUGCCAAGCUGGAGAUCAAAGAUGUGACCAAGUCUGACUCAGGUCUUUACAGAUGUGUCGCCUCCAACAAACACGGAGAGAUCGAGAGUGGUGCAGAGAUGGAGGUCACCAAGAAGGAGGAGUCGGAGGGAAUUGGAGAUAUUCGCACGAGACUCAAGAAGACUCCCUCCAAGCAGAAGAGUCCCAAGAAAGAGGGAGAUGUGGACAUCGUGGGGCUGCUGAGAGGUCAGGACCCCAAAGACUACGAGAGGAUCCUGCGGGAACAUGGAAUCCACGACUACCGCGCCAUCCUGCAGGCCGUGGAGUUCCUGAAGAGGGAAAAGGAGAUGGAGUCAGGAAAAGCGGAGGUGGAGCGCGGGGGGCGGGUGGAGGAGGAAGACAUGGCCCGACUCAUGCAGCAGCUGGAGGGACGCGCCAGCACCGAGGUGAGGAGAGCUCCCAUCCCCGCAUGGGUCAGGGUUUCUGGGUUUAUGCCCGAGCCUCCCCGGGUGGUGCGCCACAUGCAGCCGCAGGCCGCCAUGUCGGGCCGCUCGGCGCGCUUCUCUGCGCAGGUGAGCGGCCUCCCGCGGCCGCAGGUGUCCUGGUACAAGGACCAGCAGGCGCUGGCCGCCGGGUACAAGUGCAAGUUCCUGCAGGAGGGGGAGGAGCACGCGCUGCUGCUGCUGGAGGUGUUCCCCGAGGACGCCGCGCUCUACAGCUGCCAGGCGCAGAACGACUACGGCCAGGCCAGCAGCUCCGCACCGCUCACCGUGCAGGAGGCUGGUUCUGAGGUAAGGAGGGCAGCCGAGGACGAUAACCCGCCUGGAAAGUGGAAAGUUAACCCCAGAAAUAACAGAACCCGUGCACACCGGCUAACCCGUAACGAGCCAGAACCCCGUAACCACAGAACCACCAUCCAGAACCACCAUCCAGAACCCCGUAACCACAGAGCCACCGUCCAGAACCCCGUCUCCAUCGCCGGGUCGGCCAUCGCCACCCUGCAGAAGGAGUUCUCCUCAUCUUCUGCCCGAAAGAUCAUCAAACCCGUCAAGUCCCCCGGCCCGUUCCCCAGGGCGGCCGAGGCCCGGGAGGAGCCCGUCCCGCCCCCCUUCAGAGAGCAAUACCUGCUCAGCUCAGAGUCCCAGAGCGGGCUGGUGCUCACGGGGGGCGCGGAGGGAGUUUAUGAGGACUGGGGAGCUAAGGUUUGUCUUCUGGUUCAGUGA
This is a messenger RNA of Menidia menidia (Atlantic silverside), 1380 nucleotides long. The record is from the annotation of a GenBank genome assembly. NCBI's taxonomy places the organism in Eukaryota, Metazoa, Chordata, Actinopteri, Atheriniformes, Atherinopsidae.